Messenger RNA from Lucilia cuprina (Australian sheep blowfly), 1204 nucleotides. Its product is annotated as cytochrome b5. Gene Ontology annotation, cellular component: membrane; intracellular membrane-bounded organelle. The transcript has a single exon. The record is from RefSeq and is a predicted model, not a curated record. Gene Ontology annotation, molecular function: heme binding. NCBI's taxonomy places the organism in Eukaryota, Metazoa, Arthropoda, Insecta, Diptera, Calliphoridae. Bases 264 to 671 code for a protein of 135 amino acids.
CUUGGGCAAACAGCAUUCAGUGUUUACAAAUCGAAGCGUGCGUACGGAUUAAACAAAAUCUUAUUAAGAAUAAAAUAAUUAAAUAACGGUUAAAAUUAAAAAAAAAAACAGAAAAAAAAUCAGUUACGUUCUAGUUACUUUUAAUAAAGUGAAUUAAACUCAAGUUCAUAAGAAUAAGAAAGAAAAUCUGUAAAUAAAAAUUAGAAAUAAAACGUUAAAUUACAAAGACUUUAUUUGAACAUCUGAAUAAAAUUACAAAAAUUAUGACUACCUCAAUUACGAGCCUUUUGCAAACUUUACGUAUUGUGCCCGCAGUUGGUCAAAAGCAAAAGGUUCAACAGCCUCCCCUCAAAGUUCUUACCGCUCAAAAAACUGCAUUACCUGAAAUUAGUCUCGAUGCUGUAUCUCAACAUGAUGACUAUUGCGAAUGCUGGGUAGUAAUCUAUGAUCGUGUAUACGAUCUUACCAGUUUCUUACAAAAUCAUCCCGGUGGUGCCGAUGUUAUAAUGGAUUAUGCGGGUCGUGAUGCUACUUUAGCUUUCCAUGGCACCGGCCAUUCUCGUGAUGCCAUUGAACAAAUGCGUGAUUAUUUGAUUGGUGAAUUACCCGAACAUGAGAAAAUAUUUCGCUGCACGAAUGGCCAAGUCAUAAAAACUGGUAUACCCGAAUAAAUUUAGUAAAUAAUGAAUAGUGUUUCGAAAAAGAAAACCAACAUUUUAAAAGCUUUAUAAUCUUAAGGAUCUCACUUCACGCUAACAAAAAUAUCAGCAGUUUAAGGAUAAUUUAAUUAACUCUACUUGAAACGUUCCUGGCUUUUUAAUGUAAACUUCAGUUUAUUUUGUAAAGUUGGCCUCAAGAUCUAUCUAGUAUUUUAUAACAAUUGCAUUUCUUGUCAUUUCCUAUUAUUGUCUUGACUAUAUAUUUUAUUUCUACUCAUAAUUAUUAUCUUGCUUCAAUUAUAACUUAUUUUAUUUAUUUAAUUGUGUAUAUGUAUUUUCUUACGUAUUUAUUUCAAUAAUUGUUUUUAUUUAGUUUUUAAUCAGCAUUUUCUAGUUUAAAAUUUUAAUGAUCUAUUUCGUACUUAUUAUACGCACAUGUAAUAAAUUAAUUUAAAUUUUUUAAUAUAUACUUACAUAUAUUUUCUUAAUUGAUUAUUUUAAUAUAAAAAUAAAAUAAUAAUUCAUUAAAUUAUUUAACAAAUCAA